GCGUUUUGAAGCAAAUUUUAAAUACCAGUACAUAUUGGAACAUUUACCAAACACUGAAGGCGUAAUCUUAUUGAAUGUUGCAUAGUAUCUUAUCUCAUGAUACAGCUCUGCUGAAUAUACAUGAAUAUUUCUACAACAUGGAGAACAUUCACAGCUUUAUGUAAAUCUUAACGAUGAAAUGAAUUCUUUUUUUUUCUAUAAAAUUGCAUGGGGGAAAAUUCGAUAAAUAAAAUAAAGGUAAGUGAUACUAUUUCUUUGAAACCAAAACCGUAUUUUGUAUUGCAUUGUACUUUAUUUGAAAAUAUUUUGAUGGAGGACGAACAAUAAGCCCACUACGUAUCUCCUCACAUAAACAAAACAUUGAAUUAGGGCAAUACGACACUAUACCAAGAGAAACAGGGACGUGUCAGGAGGGCUACUUGUGAGUGGUCAGACAUCAUUUCCGGUCCUCUUGAUUAUUGUCAAUAAUCUAUGUUCAAAAUAAAAUGUAAUUUAAAUGCAGUACAAAUGAUAUUAUCAAUUUCUGACGUGUAGAAAAUAUAAUAGCAGGCGAAUAGAAUAGCUACAUGCAUGUAUAUUCUAAUACUAGUACCCAGAUGCAUAUACAUGUAUUACGAAAUCACUACAGUUAAACGUGGGGUUAACUUUUUAUGAAUACGAAAGAGAUUUUUUUCCUUUAUCAAUUAAUAUGGCAUUAAACAGUUAUGUGUAAAAAUGAUUUUAUCACAACCAACACUAGCCUCUAUUUAUAUACAUGCUUAAUUAUUAUCCAUUUACAACAUUGUUGUUGUACGAUUUGCUGUCUAGAAUGUUGUCUUGUAAUGGGGCCAAAUUUGAAUCAGACAUCUUAUUAUAUAAGUACUUAGCGGGACUAACAGUAACAAUUGUGAAGAUGGAGUACACACACUGACAUAAAAACACAGGAAAUGUCAGAUUCGUAAAGUGGCGGACUCUCCACACAUACAGGACUACUCAAAAGACCGAGACAGUUUUACUAUUGAAGUGAUUUGAAUUAAUUCAAUUGAAAAUAACAUUUUUCCAUACCUUAUACAUUAUUUCAAAACAGAAGCAUUCAUAGCAAAUUAUAUGGGGAAAUGUAAUAAUUUAUGGUACUUAAUGUAAGCAAAGCACCAUCUACAGUGUACAGUGUAUAGGGAAGUCACAAAUAUUUAAAGUGAAAAUGAAGGUUGUUGUUUAAGUUCUCUGUUUAUUUGUAUUUUGUUCCGUUUAGUUUAGAACGAUCAGAUUAAUCUCGUGAAGGAGAAAAAAUACCAGUUGAGUGGGUGAGGGAAUAUAUUUGUAGUCCUUAUGAAUAAUACCUGGUAUCUCAGGAAAUAUAUUCGUAAAAUUGAUCAGAUGUACCAUUAUCAACGUGGAAGCUUUCCACACGAAAUCGCUGUUUUACAGACGGAAGCAAUGUGGUACUCCUAUCGUACUUUCUGCUUCUUCCUGGAGGGAAAUAUUGAGGAACCAUCCAGAAGAGAUGGAUUAUAACGAUACAAAUGGAACGGAUGCUCCGUUCACUAACUUAUCGAUGUUUUCCAACGGAACAAGAAAUAAUUCUGAUAGUGGGCGAUCAUAUACAAUACCGAAUCCACACUUUAUAUCAUCUGGUCCGGUGUUUGAUGACGUAAAUUACAAAUAUUUGACGUCAGUGUUGUUGCCAUCCCUGGUUUACGUCAGUAUUCUGCUUGUUGUAGGCAUUCCGGGGAAUCUUAUGGUUAUUUACGUGUACUCAUGCAGAUGGAGUGCGAGCACGUCUCGAGUGUUUAUCUUGGCCUUAGGAUCGUAUGAUUUCAUCAACUGUUUAUCGUCUCUGACCACAGAAAUUGUCCUCCUAUCCCGCUUUCUGAAUUUUGACUUUCCAAUCUGGUGUAAGGUAUCCAGAUUUGUGACAGCUUCCAUCAACAGCGGUUCCACCUUCAUUCUGGUUGCCAUCGCGACAGAUCGUUUCCUUAGAAUCUGUAGGAUACACAAAGACCCAAUAUCUGUGGAACUGUCACGAAGUCUCGUUAUCAUUUCUGUGUUCUUUGCGGCCGUGACGUCAUGGCCUACAUUAUUACUGUACGGGACAUACACUGUAAUUAUCCCACUGAAACCGUCGAUUUAUCUAAAAGGGAAAACAUGUCUGAUCACAGACAGUAUGGUGGACACAAAAUACCCGUUAGAAUUUGUUAUUUUUCUGUUUUCCUCUCACUUCAUGGUGGACUUGGUGCUAAUCGUUUUAUACUCUUUUGUGGGCCGAGUUAUCUGCCACCAACAAACUUAUAGAAAGUCUCUAAGACCGACAUCCAAGACAAAGAAUGUCCCCAAAACAGAAGUUGACAAUAAGACAGAGGGUUCGCAGACAAGUACGGAAGAGGACCCUCGACGAACUCCGAUGAGGCCCAGAACCGCAACGUCAAACAGGUUCUCUUUCGUGUUUUGGAAAAACUUAUCUUUAAAAUCUAAGACAGCAACUGUAAAGAAGAAAUCAACCGGAUCUGACAAGAAAUUAAUGAAGGAACUGAAGCAAUCUUUGAAAACGCGUUCGUCAUCAGACUCAAAAGUCCCCAAAUCCCGGAGGAAUAUUCACGCUGGCAAGACCACGUUAAUGCUAUUUCUGGUCACCCUCCUCUUUAUUCUAUCAUUUUUACCUUACUCUAUCAUCGUUAUUCUCCGUUACACUGACCCAUAUUUCUACACGCGCCUGACUUCCGGUGGUAAAGCGGUGUAUAAUGUAGUCCUUCGGUCGUAUUUUCUAAACUCAGUAGUGAAUCCCAUUGUUUAUUGCUUCAUCAGCAAGCAUUUCAGAAAACUCAGCAAAGAAGCGCUCCAGUCAUUAAUCUGUUGUGCACGUGAUUAAUGAUAAACACAUCUCAGCAAACAUGCUCACCAAUCGUUUUGAUAUGGUGUGUACAUUGUGAUUGAUUAAAUAAAAGCUGGAAUUUACAAUUA
This is a messenger RNA of Ostrea edulis (European flat oyster), 2937 nucleotides long. RefSeq lists its product as uncharacterized. The transcript has 2 exons. The record is from RefSeq and is a predicted model, not a curated record. Gene Ontology annotation, molecular function: neuropeptide receptor activity. Lineage: Eukaryota; Metazoa; Mollusca; Bivalvia; Ostreida; Ostreidae. Gene Ontology annotation, cellular component: membrane. Bases 1484 to 2845 code for a protein of 453 amino acids. Gene Ontology annotation, biological process: neuropeptide signaling pathway.